UUUUCUUUUUCUGAAUUAAUUCUUACUGUUUAUUUACUUUUGAAUAGUCUUCUAAUCACUAGAUUAAGAUUUUGGUCAUCUCCAAAUAUGAUCGAAGUGAGCCUUUGAAGACAGUGCUUAAACCAACACCCAAUUUGACCAAACGUGUAAGGCCACGACCUUCCAUUGUCAUGAAUAUCACGACGUUUCUUUAGCAAGGGCUUUGCUUAACAGGGCUGCAGUAAAAAUCCUCCCUCUAAAUCCUUGAGAAGUUCUAAUUUGUAAAAAUGCAAAUUAUCUGAAACCAAAUGCUGUUUUCUUUUUCUUUAUAGAGAGAAAUUGGUCUGUUACAGCUAGUAAAGCGUUCUAACCCGAUUGUCCCUCUAGAGGGAGACAUAGUCCAGCUUUUAUACGAAUUGCCUCCGCAUCUUUUACUGUCUCGUUCUUUUUCUGCAGGACCGUUGUUUGCUCUCAGCGGCAGUUGCUGGGGCUCACAGAACUGGCUGUUGGGAGAGAGAAGGGAGGCAACGUCGCUUGGUCCUCCCAUCCCAUUUUACUGCUUAACUCAACCUGGAGUCUCAGGACCUAUCUCCUCCUGCAUUCUCUCUGCACUAUACGGGGGAGCCAAGUCACUCUGUAUUCCCUGGACAGCCGGGCUGGCUGGAAUAGGGUUCCAGAGUGGAGGGGGCUCUGCCCUUUAUGGCGACUUUCUAAAAGAUUAGCAUCAGUGUCUUUUGACAGUACAGCGCCUGGGGUGGGACUCGGAGAGGAGGCUUUGCUUGCUAAACGGCUUCUUUCUCCUCUGGAAAUCUGGAUUUUUUUCCUCGGCCCCCUCCCCCCGCUCCUUUCUUUCUCCCCUACCGCCUUUAGCGAAGUGACACAGGCGAUACCUGCUCGCUCGUGUUGGAUGUGGCAACUCGCACUUUCUCGUUGGUGACGGUGCCAGGGCACUGCUGCCAGGGGGACAUCGGCGGGUUUCCCUUCCUUCCAGCCCACGAUGCCUAGAAGGGCAGCGGGUGGGCUGCGCGGGGCUCUGCCCUCAGCACUUCGAGGCGGGAUUGAGGGGCUGAAGCUGGCCAGGAGUUGCUGCUAAGUGGACUCGAGUGGAAGGGGCAAAGUCUCCGCGAGGGCACCAGCGGGGACCUAUUUGCGAGCAGUGGGCACAGGGGCACCCGCACCGAGGAACGCGAGCGUCUGGCGGGGGGACUUUGGCCGAGCUCAGAGCCUCUCCUUCCUGUCCCGAGCCUCCCAGCAACUCCGCCACGCUGGAGCCCGGGUACCUGCGAGAACCGGGGAACUCGAGAAGUGCGUGGCCGAGGCUGCUUUCCUGAAGGUGAAUCAUUCCGUCCAAUUGCCUUUCCCUAGAGAACAAGAGGGAGGGCAAGAGAGAGGGAACGGAGGAUGUGUGAAUGUGUGUGUGUGUGAGAGGGAGAGACGACGUGAGGGGAGAGGAAAAGUCUUUACUAGGCGUUAAAAGCAAACAAAUCAGAGAUGGAACAAGAGCGGUAAUUGCUACAAGACCGCCUUGAUUCUUGCAGUCCAGGGAGCUGAGCGCACAGCGCGCAUCCGGCGAGGACAGCGGGCGACCGCGGGCGCUGCCAAGGGCUGCGGGACGUUGGCUUUUCCUCAGUAAAGAAAUCUUUUGAUUACUUUGAUACUGUGGAAUAAAGAAGGGGGGAGAAGGAUCAGGCUCACCUUCACCCGCUUUAGGGGGAUUCCAGUUCGGAUGUCAAGAGAUUCCUGAGUCCUACUUGCCAUCGGAGGAGGAAACACAUCCACACACGCGCGCGCACACUUGCACGCUCAGGGCCACAUUCACUCACACGCCGCCGUCCACGAGCACACAGCACCAGACUUCGGUUCCCUAUGCCCCUGGAUGGUGACGGCGGAUUGGCAUCUUGGAAGCGAUGCGAGAGCGAUAAGGCUGGCGCUGGCCCGCAAAACCUGCAGGAGCAUCGCUAGGUGUUGCCGCCACCGGGAAGCGGGGCUGCAGGAUGAGUAAGAGAUACUUACAGAAAGCAACAAAAGGAAAACUGCUAAUAAUAAUAUUUAUUGUAACCUUGUGGGGGAAAGUUGUAUCCAGUGCAAACCAUCAUAAAGCUCACCAUGUUAAAACGGGAACUUGUGAGGUGGUGGCACUCCACAGAUGCUGUAACAAGAACAAGAUAGAAGAACGGUCACAAACAGUCAAGUGCUCCUGCUUCCCCGGGCAGGUGGCAGGCACCACACGAGCUGCUCCAUCAUGUGUGGAUGCUUCAAUAGUGGAACAGAAAUGGUGGUGCCAUAUGCAACCAUGUCUAGAGGGAGAGGAAUGUAAAGUUCUUCCAGAUCGGAAAGGAUGGAGCUGUUCCUCUGGGAAUAAAGUCAAAACAACUAGGGUAACCCAUUAACCCAGGAGAAACCAAGUGAUCCUCAAGGCCGAUGACAAUGAACAUAUGCAUAGAAACUUCACUCCUGAGGUGAUCUUGAAGAUUUUUAUACCACUUGAAAGAGGCACUGAAGAGUCGAUUUCCAAGGGAUUUCAUGGCCUCUUCUUGAAAUCAAGACUUUUUAAAAGUCAAACAUGAACUUCUAUGUCAUGAAGAUUUCAGCAGAUUUGAACUGUGUUCAACCUGUAAAUUGUUAAAAGAAUUUGAAGUUGCUGUCUGUGGAGCCAGUGAAGAGUUGUUUUUUCAGGGUGAUGUUGGAGACAGUCACCUUUUGAGCUAUCGGCUCCAGAUGUGACUGCUUUUCUUGCUUCUGCAAGCUGUAUCCCAAGGGCACUGUCCUCCUGUCCUGGAUGUGUUCCUGGGUCCUAUGUUCAUUGGCUAGUGGGACUAUACAUGGCUUUAAUGACGUUUCCUUUGAGAACUUUUCCUCUGGCAUGGUGUAGACUGAGACAAUUUUAUUUAUAUCUGAAUCUUGGAGCUCGGAAAGCCUACAUGUUUUAACAACUUAAAGUUGCUUUUGUUAAAGGAAUGGAAAUAUAUAUCCAUUGGUAAUAAUGUUGGCAAGUAAUAGUUAUCUGAAUACAUCAAUCAUAUAAGAAUGUAUAGACAAGCUGACAUAUUUCCCUAAGGCUAACAACACUCUGCUGCAGCUCUUUGUCAAAUAGUUAGUAGUUAGAACUGGAUUACCAUUUUCAUUAUAUAAUACUUUGUACCUCUAGAGCACUCUCCCUUUCUGCUUUCUUUUUUUUUAAGUGGGCUUUUCUUUAAUUUUUUUUUAUGUUUACUUAUUCCCUUCACAGAAAUCAACAGUGAGCAGUCAAGUUACUGGAUAGACUUCAGUUUCAAAAAGUUGCCAGGGAUGCAUGUGAGUUUCUGAUUUCUUAGCUUGAACAUCAUUCACUUAGAUUUUUUCUAGUUUUUUUUUUUUUUUUUAAGCUGCCCUAUCUCAUUUUAAAAGAUUGUCUUUUGCUUGCUCCCAAUGACUGUUUGAAUGCUUACAUAUUUGUUCAAUCUGUUGAUAGAAAAAAUUGUUCAUUUUCCUCAGCCUCAAAUGUGUUAAUAUUUGCUUACACUUUUCCCAUUCGAACAACUUGUUAGGCCAGUAUUUUGUGACAUUUUUGUAGCCAUUUGAACAUUUCUGUUUUUGGUUUUACAGGGAAGUCAUAAAUAUUUAAAGGCCUUAAACAUGUAUGUAGUUUUUUUUUAAGUUAUUGUAGAAUGUAUAAUUUUAUACUACAUUUAUUUUGUUUCAUUUGUGAUAUGAAAGGAGAGAGGAAUGAAAAUUGUGUAGCCAUUCUGUAACAAUAUUGUGUAAACCUGUAGUUUGAAGGAAUGCAAGUGAGGGAUUUCUGUGUUUUACUCAUUUUAGACUAUCCAGAAGAUGCUUCUGAAAUUGUCCUAUUAGAAUUUCCAUCAUGUUACAGAAGGUAUGGGAAUAUCUUGUAUUCUGAAAACUCACUGACAUGGUCAAAUACACAUACAUUGGUUUCCAGCGUGGAGGCCCACAUGUACUGGGGAACUUUGGUCUAUCAUUUCUUGACAAUAUUCAAAGACCAAUACACUACUCAGACACUUUCCUGGGAAGAACAACUAAAAAUGUAAAACUGGUUAAAAAUAAGAUCUGAAAAGUUUACGUCUCACAUUGAACUAAAAACCACUUGUCUCCUAAGUUCAUGAAAUGAAAUGACAUUCUGCCUCCAUUUUAAUUAUGCAUAAAAUGAAUUAGAUGGUUUUGAGUGGAUUUUCACAAUGGCUCAAGACUAUAUGAAAUUUUAAAAAAGGAAUAAUGGUUGUCCUGGAGUUUCUGCAUCAAUUAGAAUAUAAUUAAUUUCUUUGUAACCAAGUGAAAAACUAUACCUUUUGGAAAAUAUGAAUUUGUCCUAGGUUUGUUUGAGAUUAUAGAUCAUGCUUCUCAUUUUUUAAACUAUGUUCUUUAACAACUGGAAACUCUGUAUUAUAUAUAAGUGUAAUACAUGCAUACAAUAGAAAAAAAUACAUGGAAUUUCAAAUAUACUAACUAGAUUAUCCCCAGUAGAUUAAUGUUGUGACUACUCAGAAAAGGUGAAUAAAAUUGGGAUAUAAAAUGGGCUCUCUUUCAUAAAUUACAUUUAGAGAUCUGCUUUCUGUGUUUUAUUUUAAAAGCACUUCAGUUAUUAUCCAGGAACACUUCUGAAUUCCUGGGGAAGAUGACAUAAAUUCUUUUUUUUUUUUUUUAAAUAAAGAUUCAUGGCAAAUUUUGCCAUUUACACAA
This is a messenger RNA of Sapajus apella (tufted capuchin), 4659 nucleotides long. It is a transcript of the gene TAFA2, whose product is annotated as TAFA chemokine like family member 2. NCBI's taxonomy places the organism in Eukaryota, Metazoa, Chordata, Mammalia, Primates, Cebidae. Bases 1974 to 2369 code for a protein of 131 amino acids. Gene Ontology annotation, molecular function: receptor ligand activity. The transcript has 5 exons. The record is from RefSeq and is a predicted model, not a curated record.